Messenger RNA from Rotaria sordida, 996 nucleotides. The record is from the annotation of a GenBank genome assembly. NCBI's taxonomy places the organism in Eukaryota, Metazoa, Rotifera, Eurotatoria, Philodinida, Philodinidae.
AUGUCUAAUGCUUCAAGGACUUCAACUUCCAACACUCCUUCAACAUGUGCAGCAUACUGUACAUCUCUGGGCAUUCCAUACUCUGGAACUGAAUAUGCUAAUGAAUGUUAUUGCUCAAUAACAGCACCUACAACUGUAUCAACUGCCUGUACAAUGGCUUGUGCUGGUAAUUCAACAGAAAUUUGUGGAGGAGCAAAUGCUAUAUCAGUUGUCUAUACUACUAUUCCAACUCUGCCAGCUACAAACAGUACAAAACGUGGCCUCUGUUGGCCAUGGAAUAAUCCUGCAUCGUCAUUUGCAUUCUUCUCACCCAGUGCUAUACCAUGGUUGUAUAAUUGGGAACUGUGGGAUUCACGAGCGACGGGCACUUAUUCAAUAGCUGAAUAUGUACCAAUGUGUAGAACACAGACAGAAGCAUCUCAAGUUCCAGCAUAUUUCUCCAGUUGUUAUGCCACACAUCUUCUAGGAUUUAAUGAACCAGAUUUACCAGCAGCUAAUGGUGGCGACUAUAUUUCACCUUACAAUGCCUCCAUUCUUUGGAAACAGUACAUUCAACCUGUGAAAGCAUCGUGUGGAACGGCAUUGGGAGCACCAGCUGUUACGAAUGGAGUUGGUUCCGGAUGGGGAACUGAUUGGCUUCAUCAGUUUUUCGGUAACUGUACAUCUCCUUCCUGUUCAUUUGAUUUUAUUCCACUUCAUUGGUAUGGUAGUUCAUUAUCGGAUUUUCAAACGUACGUUACCAACUUCCAUUCACUUUUUCCAACUUAUUCUUUAUGGAUUACUGAAUGGCAAUUUACUGGUGUUUCAAGUACAGCAACAGCCUAUCUUGAAAAACAAGCUUUGCAAUGGCUUGAUGCACAAAAUUAUGUAGUGAGAUAUGCAAUGUUUGGACCAAUGAAUUCUGCUAAUAUGGCUGGUAUUACAAAUGGUGCCAUGGUUACAGAUGAUCUUAGUGGACUUACGAAUGUUGGCAAGAUUUAUGCUGGACUCAUGUAA